Clarias gariepinus (North African catfish) is the source of this 1263-nucleotide messenger RNA. RefSeq names its product COP9 constitutive photomorphogenic homolog subunit 7A (gene cops7a). Gene Ontology annotation, cellular component: COP9 signalosome. The transcript is spliced from 8 exons. The record is from RefSeq and is a predicted model, not a curated record. The coding region runs from base 85 to 891 and encodes 268 amino acids. Lineage: Eukaryota; Metazoa; Chordata; Actinopteri; Siluriformes; Clariidae. Gene Ontology annotation, biological process: COP9 signalosome assembly.
UGUUGUCGCCCUAAGCUAGCGGAAGUGUCACGGAGCCCACAAGAGGAAAGACGUGAUCUUACCUGACUUGAUAAUAUUAUAACGAUGGAGGUGGAUCAGUUGCUGUCUUUAUCAGGUUCAGCCUUGGCUCAGGCCAUCAGCUCUCUGCUGGAGACUCCGGGGCUUUAUGUUUUCUCAGACAUCUUGGAGCUGCCAAAUGUUCGAGAGCUGGAAACAGGUCCUCACGCUCCUGUCUAUCAGCUCCUCAAUCUCUUUGCUUAUGGAACCUAUUCGGACUACAAAGAAAAGGCGGCCUUGCUCCCAGAGUUAACACCUUCCCAGAAGAACAAACUUCGCCACCUGUCAAUCAUUAGUCUGGCCUCCAACCUGAAGUGUCUGCCCUACUCGCUGCUGCUCCAGCAGUUAGAGCUGAAGAACGUACGCGAGCUGGAGGACUUGCUCAUCGAAGCCGUCUACUGCGACAUCAUUCACGGCAAACUGGACCAGCGUAACCAGCAGGUGGAGGUGGACUUCAGCGUGGGUCGUGACCUCGGUCCUAACGAGCUGCCGAACAUCUCCAACACGCUACAGGAGUGGUGUGCAGGAUGUGAGGCGGUGUUGUGUGGAAUUGAGGAGCAAGUCUCCAGAGCUAAUCAGUACAGGGAGAGCCAACUCAAGGUUAAAAUGCAAGUGGAGACCGAGGUGUCAAACCUACAAAAAACCCUGAAGGCCAGCUCUGCUUCACCGUCUUCUGGCCCCGUCCCUGGUGGAGCGGCGUCCAAUCAAGAUGCAGACCAACCGGCUGAGGCGAGAGACCCUGCCUCCUCUCAGGAAUCACGGCAACCAGGGAAAAAGAGUUCAAAGGUCAAAGGGCUUCGCGGGAGCGGGAAGAUCUGGUCGAAGUCGAACUGAGCCCGAAGAGGCGUGAAAGGUCACGCGGAGGUGCAGAUCGCUGACUUGUCGAGCAGAUCCGAGACGGAACAGGGACACUUCGACACAAUUUGGAUUAAUGUUGGCAGAAGAACUAGUGAGCAGAUUGCAGCUUUUUCACGACACUGCUGUCCAGGCAUCAUAUAAUCACAGACUUUACAGAUACAAGACUCGGAUUAAAGACUUUGUGAGUGUGUGUGUGUUUUGAGAGAGAAAGAAGAGACUGUGCAUAAAUAAAAGUAUGCUUGUAAAUGUUUUAAAUCACUAUUUGUUUUCUUUCCCCCAAGUGUUUUGAGUUGUUCAGUAACGAGGGUGUAUGAAGACGAUAAAGGAAUAAACGUUCUCCCUCUGUCA